AUGAUAUUUUUAAUUGUUGCAACACUUGCUGUUGCUUCAGCAGCUGAAUCUGAAAUCACUGAGAAAAUGAAAGAGUUCAAAAUUAUUCCAGAUCUUAUUCAAAGCAAUGUUCCAGAAACAUUGAAGGUUGAAUUUGAUAGUGGAGCAAUCGUCAACAUGGGAAAUAAAAUAUUCCCUUCUGAAGCAAGAAAUCAACCCAUGGUUGACUGGAAUGCUGAUAAAAAUGCUUACUACACCAUAAUGAUUAUUGCUCCUGAUGCACCUAUUCCAACUAACCCCUUCCUACGAAGCAUUGUAACAUGGUUGGUUGGCAAUAUUCCUGGCAAGGAUGUUCAAUCAGGAGACGUUUUAGCUGAAUAUUUCGCUAUUUCACCACCAAGAGGCAGAGGUGAACAACGUGGAAUUUACCUCCUGUACAAACAACCAGCAAAACUACAUUUCGAUGAGGAACCAAUUGAUAAAUAUACUUCUAAGGGUCGAUUGAACUUUUCGGCAGACAAAUUUUCAGAGAAAUAUGGUUUGGGUAAACCAAUUGCUGGCAAUUUUUAUAUGAGCGAAUUUGAUAAAUAUGCGUUGGUUGUGUUUGAUCAGUUACAAUGUUGUGUCCAGUAUAAUUUACCAGAACAAUAA
Episyrphus balteatus (marmalade hoverfly) is the source of this 630-nucleotide messenger RNA. Its product is annotated as putative odorant-binding protein A5. The record is from RefSeq and is a predicted model, not a curated record. The transcript has 2 exons. Bases 1 to 630 code for a protein of 209 amino acids. NCBI's taxonomy places the organism in Eukaryota, Metazoa, Arthropoda, Insecta, Diptera, Syrphidae.